Durusdinium trenchii is the source of this 2610-nucleotide messenger RNA. Lineage: Eukaryota; Dinophyceae; Suessiales; Symbiodiniaceae. The record is from the annotation of a GenBank genome assembly.
AUGACCAGCCUGUGCGCAGAACAUGUUCGGAUGAGCGUGGCCAACAUCAUGGUUCUCAUGCCUUGGUUUGAGAAAGAUGCAGACUUCCAGCUUGAGGUGUUGAGGGAGUGUUUGCUAUGGCUGCGCUUCAUGUGGUCUGACACGAAGGGGUAUCGGCAACUUGGCUGCAAGCGGCUGGGCGCUUGGGCAUUCUGUAGGACCCGCACUCCUGCGAAGAGGCUGGGCUGGGAGCCUCCCCCAGAUUCGAAAGAGAUGAAGAUCCCUCAGUAUUUGAACUCCUGGGUGGAGCCUGAGGCGCUGUGGGAAUUCAAUGACCACAUGGAGCGUACCAACGCUGCAAAGCUGGUCGAUGCCGAGGUCGGAGAGCUUGGUGAUCGCAACAAAGCCUGGCAGAAAGAAACCUUGAAAGCGGACCCUGAGUUCUUCAAACGCAUCGGCCAGGGGCAAGCACCAAAGUACCUUUGGAUCGGGUGUGCAGACAGCCGCGUGGCCGCCGAAAACUUGAUUGGUGGAAAGCCCGGAGAGCUGUUUACGCACCGUAACAUCGCCAAUAUGGUGGUGGCAACGGAUACCAAUUUUCGCUCUGUGCUACAGUAUGCAGUGGAUGUGCUGCAAGUGCGUCACAUCAUCGUUUGUGGCCAUUACGAUUGUGGUGGCAUCAAAGCGGCUUGCUCUGUGAAAGAUCAUGCGCUGCCUCUCGAGAGUUGGCUCUCAGGGAUUCGGGACGUCUACCGGCUCCACAGAGAAGAGCUGGAUGCGAUUGACUGCCCUGAUGAGCGCCACAAGCGCAUGGUGGAGUUGAACGUCAUCGAGCAGUGCCUGAAUCUCUUCAAAACCAGUGACAUCCAAAGCCGCCGGCGAUACACCGCCUCGCGGCCCGAGGAGUUUGGCUGCGCCCUGCCGCGAGUCCAUGCUAUGGUCUUCUCCCCAGCCGAUGGCAUCCUGCGGAGGCUGAAUGUGGACUACAAGAAGCACUUGGGUGACUCCAUUGACGUGUACCACUUGUACGACGACCCCUUGCUGGACAAUACGGAUUUGGAUGAAGUGAUCCCAUGGCUACGCACCGAUAUUCAGAGGAACGGGAUCAUGAUCACUUCCUCUUACAGGUUAGACUCCAAGGACAGCUGUUCUUGGGUUCUCAGUGCCUCCAUGGUGCAUUGGCCCUUGAGAGGAUGUGGCCAGACGGCAAGCCAGUGGAGGCUGGGUCUCGGCCUCUUCAGAUCGACUUUCGACUUUCGACGCUUCAAUGCAUUGCUGCGGGGUUUUAGUGGAAUUUGCUUCAUCUACAGGCGUUCCUUCAGAUUUCCGGAUCCCUUCAAUGCGGAGCUCGCAGCGCUGGGCAUGCUGCAGACUGAUCAGGAACAAGCGCCCUUGAAAAGCGGACGACCCUACCAGUUCCAGGUCACCGCCUAUGGCGCCAAGGGCGAGGUCUUGGGAGCCUCCGCUUGGUCUAUGCCCACCAGCAUCGAGCGAAAACGGAGAUUUACGGAAUUGCCCUUACUGCUUUGGCGAGGCUUGUGUGGCAUUCUGCCGCCCAGCACUUUCAAGUACUUUUUGAAGGAGCACUGCGUCGUCCUUUCCAAGGAGCCAAGCAUGGUUAUCAAGUUCAAGAGGAUUUGCUUGUCAGUCUGGUCGAAAGCUCCAGAGUUCAGUGGCAUUGGGAAGAACGGUGAGAGCCUGAACCAGCAGGUGCAAGUCUACUUCUCGUCCUGUAGCGAGAUGAAGGUGACUGAGCCGGCGAAGCUGGACCGGAGCCGAAGGCGAGAGAAGCCCAUGAGUCAGGUCUUUCCCAACUCUGAUCGGGUGAACGCUGAAGACAACAUGAUUGUGGUGUUGGACGCCUUCGCACAGGACAUCACUUUAAAUGUUGGCCUGGCGGGUGUUUCUGAAGGCCCCGAGCUGAAAGAACCUCCCGAAAAAUGGAUCCUCCAUAGCAACUACGCCAUAGAAGACCUUGAGGAGGUCUACAAGCUGCGAGAAGCGAAUGGUGACCUGCAAGAGCCGGCUGCCUUGCAACGUUUGUUUGGCCAGGGCUAUGCCUCGUAUGUUCUGGCUUCUGUUGAGGAGGACAUCGUUGCUUGUGCGCAGCUAGGUCGCUUAGCUGUUGGUGGCUACUUCGUGCUGCGGUGUGACUUCGUGAUCAACACGGUCCUGGUCAAACCUGAGUUCCGCCGGCAAGGUUUGGGUCGUGCUCUUGUCGAGGAGUUGCUCCAUCGGCUCCCAGGAGGCAAAGAUCCCUUCAGCGCGUGGGCAGUGGUAGACUCCGAAAACCAAGCAGCUGCUGAUUUCCUCACGGCACUGGGUGCCGAACGCCGAGGCUGCACUGAGAGUGAGACCGGCGUUUUGGAGUGGAUGAGAGAGGGCGAGGAGACGGUCGUCGCCCGCUGGGAGCAUUCCUGGGCUCAUUUGUUGGACCUGCUAAGGUACUGCAGAGCUGAACAGGAGCUCACCGAUGAAGUGGUCUUACGUGCAGGCCUGAUGCCGGUGGCAAUGCUGUCAGCAAAAUUCGAGAUUUGCAAUACCAUGCUUGCCUCCACUGCACGCCAAGCUCUUGACCAUUUGUGGCACCACCCGGUGCGCCGGCGCGCACACUCGUGGCACGGAAGGUGA